Molecule: messenger RNA, 1718 nt
Organism: Aspergillus wentii DTO 134E9
Lineage: Eukaryota; Fungi; Ascomycota; Eurotiomycetes; Eurotiales; Aspergillaceae
Product: sugar porter family MFS transporter
Exons: 4
Coding region: 33-1667 (544 amino acids)
Biological process (GO): transmembrane transport; carbohydrate transport
Cellular component (GO): plasma membrane
Molecular function (GO): carbohydrate:proton symporter activity
Source: RefSeq, a predicted model, not a curated record
UCUGAACGAUAAAUAAAUCAAUUGAUAGCAAAAUGAAGAAACUCCAUCUCAUGAAGAAACCUCAUCUUCCCAAGGUUAACCCCGCGAACCACUUUGAAGGGGUAGUGGGCGAUGACAAUAAUCACAACAAAGAGGAUGAGUUUGUCGACACUCCCAUCCCGCUGCUGACAUGGCGGUCCUUCAUGAUGGGUAUCUUCGUGUCAAUGGGUGGAUUCCUCUUUGGCUACGAUACUGGCCAGAUUUCUGGAUUCCUGGAGAUGAAGGAUUUUCUCCAACGAUAUGGUGAGCCGAGUGGGGAUGGGAGCUUUUCUUUUACGAAUGCUAGAUCGGGAGUUAUAGUUGGUUUGCUCUCAAUUGGCACACUCAUCGGUGCUCUGGUCGCAGCACCUAUCGCCGAUCGAGUUGGGCGCAAAUGGUCGCUGUCGAUUUGGAGUUUGAUGGUCUGUAUUGGAAUAACAAUUCAGAUCUCCUCGCCUAUCGGCAAAUGGUACCAAGUAGCCAUGGGUCGGUGGGUUGCUGGUCUAGGAGUAGGCGGAUGCUCUUUGAUUGUGCCCAUGUACCAGGCUGAGUCUGGUCCAAGACAUAUUCGUGGUUCGCUGGUCAGCACCUACCAACUUUUCAUCACACUCGGCAUCUUCGUCGCGAAUUGCAUCAACUUUGGAACAGAGGCACGGCCAGAUACAGGGUCCUGGCGAAUUCCAAUGGGCAUCACGUAUCUCUGGGCUAUCAUUCUAGGCGCUGGAAUUGCGUUCUUCCCCGAAAGCCCUCGGUACGACUAUCGGCAUGGUAAAGUCGACAAAGCUAUUGACACUCUGUCGAAGAUGUAUGGCAUUCCCAAGAACCAUCGAGCCUUGCAUGUGGAAUUUGAAGAGAUCAAAGAGAAAUACGAACAGGAAGUGCAGCGCGGGAAGACAAGCUGGAUUCGAAUGUUUCGGGCUCCUCGAAUGGCAUAUCGGCUUGCGGUUGGGACGUCUCUGCAGGCUCUGCAGCAGUUGACCGGUGCCAACUACUUCUUCUACUAUGGCACGACUAUCUUCAAAGGAGCUGGGAUUCCAAACAGCUUUGUCACACAGAUGAUUCUUGGUGGCGUGAAUUUCGGUACCACCUUCCUCGGAUUGUAUCUGAUUGAAAACUACGGCCGCCGCCGCUCGCUUGUUACCGGCGCCCUCUGGAUGUUUGUCUGCUUCAUGAUCUUCGCCUCCGUCGGCCACUUUUUGCUCGACCACGAACAUCCCGAACGCACCAAAACGCCUGGCGUCGUCAUGGUAGUCUUCGCUUGCCUGUUUAUCCUGGGCUUCGCCAGUACAUGGGGCCCUAUGGUGUGGAGUAUCAUCGCAGAGCUAUAUCCAAACGAGUUUCGAGCUCGUGGAAUGGCGCUUUGCACAGCUUCUAACUGGCUGUGGAAUUUCCUAUUGGCCUUCUUUACGCCGUUUAUCACGAGUGCAAUAGACUUCCGAUUUGGAUAUGUAUUUGCGGGGUGUUUGUUCCUGGCUGCGGGCGUUGUGUACUUCUGUGUCAUUGAGGGCAAAGGGCGGACAUUGGAGGAGAUUGACACGAUGUAUGUGAUGAAGGUCAAGCCGUGGAAGAGCUCCAAGUUUGUGUUUCCCGAGAUGGAGGCAGCCGAGAGACGGUCGUCCAAGGGGGGUGCGUCGCAUGCUUCUGUUUGAUUGUAUAUUAAUUAGUAUUGAAUUGAUGUGAUACUGUUGCAUGCUCUAUCA